Rhinolophus ferrumequinum (greater horseshoe bat) is the source of this 1326-nucleotide messenger RNA. RefSeq names its product StAR related lipid transfer domain containing 5 (gene STARD5). NCBI's taxonomy places the organism in Eukaryota, Metazoa, Chordata, Mammalia, Chiroptera, Rhinolophidae. The record is from RefSeq and is a predicted model, not a curated record. Gene Ontology annotation, molecular function: lipid binding.
AUGGAAGCGGUCCGGGUCCCCGUCCAGGGCCCCGCCCACAGCCUGCAGGGCGGAGGCAGAUCCUGCGGGAGGUGCUGGCUUUGCGGACCCACCUGGAGGUCACGUGUCCGGGGAUCUCGGGCGCUGCCAAUCAGAGUAGGGCUGGGCCGGGACCAAUCCCAGGGCCAGGGUGGGGCUCCGCGCCCUGCCCAGGCGGAGCCUCCGGUCGCCCCGCGCUCCCGCCCUGACCCUGGCGCCGACGCAGCGGUCGGCGCAGUGGCCCCUGCUCUGGCGGCGCAGAUGGGCGAAGCGGUGGCCCGGAAGGUUCUCCGGUACCGGCGCGACGAGCCGGGCUGGAAGAUUUGCCGGGAAGGCAAUGGUGUUUCCGUUUCCUGGAGGCCGUCUGUGGAGUCCAGGGGACCUGUUCCGCGGGGAAGGUGUGUGUGGGGCCUCGUAAAGCCCCUUCCUGGGAGCCUUCGAGAGAAGUGGGAGGAGAACGUGACCAGCUCUGAGAUUAUCCAAAGCAUCACUGAUGUAACGUGCGUCACCAGAACGGCCACCCCCACAGCCGCCAUGAAGCUCAUCUCACUAGACUUCGUGGACUUGGCGCUCACUGGUCAGGAGUAUGAGGACAGCACCCUCAGUUCCAACGCUGCUAACGUGGACCACGCGCUGCGCCCACCGAGGCCAGGGCGUCGAGGGUUUAACCACUCGUGCAGCUGCUUCUGUGAACCUGUGCCAGGGUAAGGACAGUCUCCUGGACUGGAUGGCAUGCUCAGAGUGGACUGUGGCUCCAGGGUGGACACUACUCAGUGGGCACAGAAUUAGAUACCUGACAGCUCUGUGGUGACGUCACCGAUCACUGUCACACUCACGCCAGUGACAUACGAGGCAGGAGCCCCAGCCCCAUGGGAAGGAAUGGGGGAGACAUUGUUGUCAUUGCUGUUGCCGUGGGGAUCUCCCUCCAGCCCCAGGCAAGCUGGGCAGAAGUUGUCCUACUCGACAGGUCUGGGGGUCUGAGUGCCAGCCUUCUGUGCUCGCUCUGAGCUCUGUGCAGCGGCCUGGAGUGGCUGGGGGCCCCGGCGCCCCCUCCACUCUCCGCAGUGCUGGGUCCCUCACUGGCAGUGGGCUGGAGGGGCUCUGACAGCACUGAGCUCAGGGGCAGCCUGUCCCCACGUGCUCACGCGUCAUGGGCAGCUCGUCAGCAAGAGCUUUCUGUGUACUCACCUGAAGGUCAGUACUUUGUCCUGGAAGCAGCCAGGUUGGCAGUGAAAGAACCUGUACCUGUUCCUGCAGAGGGAUGAGCAGGGCCAGAGUCCCUGAGGUGCGGCAGGUUUGGGGCAGUGA